Camelus dromedarius (Arabian camel) is the source of this 4188-nucleotide messenger RNA. It is a transcript of the gene HSDL2, whose product is annotated as hydroxysteroid dehydrogenase like 2. The coding region runs from base 125 to 1378 and encodes 417 amino acids. NCBI's taxonomy places the organism in Eukaryota, Metazoa, Chordata, Mammalia, Artiodactyla, Camelidae. The record is from RefSeq and is a predicted model, not a curated record. The transcript is spliced from 11 exons. Gene Ontology annotation, cellular component: mitochondrion.
UCAGGCCUCGGGGCGGGGCCCGGGAGGCGGGGUCUGGGGCGGGAUAAAUGCAGGGGAGACAUCAGCCCCUCAGUUUCCGCCAGUUGCGGCUGUUGUUCCCCACCGACUGUGGUCCACCGAGGUCAUGUUGCCCAACACCGGGAAGCUAGCAGGAUGUACAAUUUUUAUAACAGGUGCCAGCCGUGGCAUUGGCAAAGCUAUUGCAUUGAAAGCAGCAAAGGAUGGAGCAAAUGUUGUCAUUGCCGCAAAGACAACCCAGGCACACCCCAAACUUCCAGGCACAAUCUAUACUGCUGCUGAAGAAAUCAAAGCAGCUGGAGGAAAGGCCUUGCCAUGUGUUGUUGACGUGAGAGAUGAACAGCAAAUCAACAAUGCAGUGGAGAAAGCAGUUGAGAAAUUUGGAGGAAUUGAUAUUUUGGUGAAUAAUGCCAGUGCUAUUAGCUUGACCAACACGUUGGAAACACCUACGAAGAGAGUGGACUUGAUGAUGAAUGUCAACACCAGAGGCACCUACCUUACAUCCAAAGCAUGUAUUCCUUAUUUGAAAAACAGUAAAAUUGCACAUAUCCUCAACCUCAGCCCACCCCUGAACCUAAAUCCACUGUGGUUCAAACAGCACUGUGCUUAUACCAUUGCUAAGUAUGGUAUGUCUAUGUGUGUGCUUGGAAUGGCAGAAGAAUUUAAAGGUGAAAUUGCAGUCAAUGCACUGUGGCCUAAAACAGCCAUACACACUGCUGCUAUGGAUAUGCUGGGAGGAUCUGGUAUCAAAAGACAAUGCAGAAAAGUUGAUAUCAUUGCAGAUGCCGCAUACUGCAUUUUCAAAAAGCCAAAAAGUUUUACUGGCAACUUUAUUAUUGAUGAAAAUAUCUUAAAAGAAGAAGGAAUAAAAAAUUUUGAUGUCUACGCCAUUGCACCAGGCCAUCCUUUGAUACCAGAUUUCUUCUUGGAUGAACAGCCAGAUACUACUAAGAAAAUGGAAUCACAUGGUGCUAUUCCAGAAUUGAAAGAAGAGACGCUGCAGCCACCACCAAAACCACGUUCUGGAGCUGUGGAAGAAACGUUCAGAAUUGUUAAGGACUCUCUCAGCGAUGACGUCGUUAAAGCCACACAAGCAGUCUAUCAGUUUGAACUCUCAGGUGAAGAUGGUGGAACAUGGUUUCUUGAUCUUAAAAGCAAGGGUGGGAACGUCGGAUAUGGAGAGCCCUCUGAUCAGGCAGAUGUGGUGAUGAGUAUGUCUACUGACGAUUUUGUAAAAAUGUUUUCAGGGAAACUAAAACCAACAAUGGCAUUCAUGUCAGGAAAAUUGAAGGUAAAAGGAAACAUGGCCCUAGCAAUCAAAUUGGAGAAGCUAAUGAAUCAGAUGAAUGCCAAGCUGUGAAGAAAGAGAAAAAAAAAGUUGACCACUAAGCUCAAAAAGUAAAGGGUUCAACAGAUAAAAUCGAAUGUUUGUUUUCUUCCCUAUUAUAAGGAUAUGAAUGUUUGUCCUGGAAAAAAUAGAAUUUCUGUAUCUAUAAGACUUGAAAUUGUAAUUAAAACAGCUAGCCAGUCAAGCAUAAGUGUCAUUAAGUGGAUUCUAAGACAUUCUGUUUUUAAAUUUUGUGAGUUUUGUCCUGUAUCUCAUUCGGCAUCAUCUUCUAGGAAAAGUAUUGUCAGUCAAUCAGGGUCAAACAGUAACAUUAACUUUUCAAAUCUUCCCAUGUAAAAUGAGGCUAGCCUGUAUUAAAAUUUUCAGUGUUGGAUUGUACGCUAGUGAAAUCUUUAUGAUACUUUAAAUUUUUAUAUAUUUGUUUUAAAGAAGAUCUUCAAUGAUGCAUUUUCACAGAAAGCACAUAAUAAACUGCUCAAUAAACAACUGUUUGUGAAGACAAUUAAAUAAAAACAGAGUUUUUCAUUUAACUAUCUUUCCAGGUAUAAGUUACUUACAGGAAAAUAUUAUUAAUUUAAUUCAACUAAUUGCAGUAUGUAUCCUAUUUUAAAGUAUGUGAAAAUGUCCUAAAAUAAUUUCUCCCCAAAAGUAUGCAAUUGGUCACAGUGUUUUGAAAUGAAAAUUUUAAAACAGAUGGUUGUUAUGGGCUGAAUUGUAUGCCUCCUUCAUAUGUUGAAGACCUAACCCCCAAAAUCUCAGAAUGUGACUGUAUUUGGAGAUAAGGCCUUUAAAGAGGCCGUUAACUUAAACCAGGCUUUUAGGGUGGACCUUAAUCCAGUAUGGCUGACAUCCUUAUAAGAAGAGGAAAUCUGGAUACAAAAGAGAGACCAAGGGUGCGCACACACAGGAAUGACCACGUGAGUACCAGCUCAAGAAGGCAGUCAUCUGCUAGCCAAGGAAAGAGGCCUCAGAAGAAACCAGAUCUACUGACACCUUCAUCUUAGACUCUUCUCCAGAACUGUAAGAAAUUUCUCUUGCUCUAGCCACCCAGUCUGUGGUAUUUUGUUAUGGCAGUCCUAGCAAAGUAAUGAAAUAAUUUGUUUGUAUUUCUUUAAAAAAAAAAAAAAGCUAGAGUUAUUUUUGAAAAACCACUACCUUUCAUUUUAAUCAGUUAGAAAUACUUGCUCGGUCAAGUUCUUUUACUUCUCAUCUUCCACUCUCCAAUAUUGUACAGUUAAGCAACUAGCUAAUUCUGAAACUUUGUAUAACCAUAAUGUUAGGAGCACUUAAUCCGUACUUUGUAAAUGAGGAAACAGAAGAUCAGAGAUGGGAAAGGAGUAGCCCAAGGCCAAAACUAACAAGCCCAUUCCAAAAACCCCUCCCAGUACACUGGCCUUGCGUAGAACUUGAAGACCCCACCUUCCCCUCCAUGAAGCCCAGAUGGAUUGACCUUGGGGUGGCAUCCUCACAACUCCCUUGGCAUCUCCCAGUUCUUUCCAGCCAUGUUAGGAUCCUGGUCAGAUUUUGACAGCAGACUCCUUUUCUACUGAAGUUUUCUAAAGAUUUCUCUCCUUUCUCUGCUUUUUCCACACGGUUUCAAAGCUUUGGGAAAAUAUUGUGAGGCAGGAGUUCUGGGUUUUUGUCACUAAAACAUGAACUUGCUAAUUUAAAAAAGGCUUUAGGAUAACAGAAAAAAAAUCUUUCCACAGGGCCCUGGUUUUCACAUCAGUAAUCGACAGAGUUGGAUGAGGUCAUCUGCAGCCUCUUUGUGCUCAUUAUCACUAAGAAGUACUGAGCAAUCUGCACUAUUCUAGCAGACAUUUCUAAAGCUUUCUUUCUGGCCACAUCCCCCAGUUGUCUUAACUAAUUCACAUGUGUUCCCUUUUCUUAGAUCUUACCCGUUAACUGCACUGAGGUUGUGGAGUCUCCCAGAAGUUCUGAAGUGCCCUUUUGUGUGUUGUUCAGUAUCCAGCUGAGCCCUGUUUCUGAAAUGAAAUUGUAUGGAGGGAAGUCAUGCUAUUGUGCCCUUUAGUGUUUGAGUGAAGUUAUUCAGACAUUUUUUAAGAUGGUUUGUUGUAGUAAUCCUGUAUUUCAACAAAUCCUCUUAAAAUAUUGCUUCUUAAAUAAUCCUCAAAUAAAAGAAAAAAAAAGUCUUUUUCCUCUACCUAUCUUAAGUUCUCAGUUUGGACCCUGUAAAUUAGACUAACAAAAGAUAGAUUAACAAGAGGAAAACAAACAGAAGUUUAUUAACAUGUAAGCAUUCAGACACAAGUAACAAAGGGGUGGUUAGAACUUGAGCUUAUGUAGCAAUAAUAAAUUUUUUGCAAAGUAACAAGACAGAAGAAGAACUUUGAGUUUCUAGGAUGGCAAAUUGUAGAAAGAAAAAUACAUAGAUUGUUUAGUAAGAGUGUAUUAAGUUUUGUAAGGAACUGCCAAAUUGUCUUCCAAAGUAGCUGUACCAUUUUGUAUUUCCACCAGCAAUGAAUGAGUGUUCCUGUUGCUCCACAACCUUGUCAGCACUUGGUAUUGUCAGUUUGGGGGAUUUUGGUCACUGUAACUGGUGUGUAGUGGUAUCUCAUUGUUGCUUUAAUUUGCAAUUCCCUCAUGAUGUAUGAUGUUGAACAUACCUUCAUAUGCUUAAUUCCUUCUAUAUCUUAUUUACUGAGAUGUUGUUCAGAUCGUUCGCCUAUUUUUUAAAAAAUUGAUGUUACAGUGUGUCAAUUUCUGGUGUACAGCAUAAUGUCCCAGUCAUGUAUAUAUACAUAUAUUCAUUUUCACAUUCUUUUUCAUUAAAGGUUAUUAAAAGAUAACUGAAUAUAGUU